Molecule: messenger RNA, 1045 nt
Organism: Trichoderma atroviride IMI 206040
Lineage: Eukaryota; Fungi; Ascomycota; Sordariomycetes; Hypocreales; Hypocreaceae
Source: RefSeq, a predicted model, not a curated record
GUAGUCCAGCUUCUAUUGUCUCAUUCGUCGUCUUUCCCUUGGCCUUUUCCUCACGGUUUAUCCUCGUCGCAGCUGCCGACAAUCCAAUAAAGACCGCAAAGAUAGGGUCAGCGACCCGAGAAAUAAUGUAUGUCGGCGCAGGCAUUAUCGCAAUGUCGACUUGAAUCUCUACCUUUGCUUUAUUUAAGCUGCUGGUGAGAACUACUCAUUAUAUCGCUCUCACCACUAAGAACGGGUUGAUUCAGCAAAAAGAGAGGCGCGCACGUGCCCCACUCUCGAUAAGCAAGCGCAAUCUCCACGUGACAUGGCACCUGCGAGUCGCUUGCCCCAAAUCGACAGCCCACAAACCCCAAAUUUUGCACCAAAUUCCCGAUCACGGUUAUUGACGACGAAAUCCCUUACCCUUCCCAGCACAUAUCCGACCACCCACAGGCAGGACAAAAUGAAGUUCCUCAAGGUCGGCCGAGUCGCCAUCAUCACCCGAGGCCGAUAUGCCGGCAAGAAGGUCGUCAUCAUCCAGCCCAUCGACAACGGCAACAAGCCUCACCCCUUCGGCCACGCCAUCGUUGCCGGCAUCGAGCGCUACCCCUCAAAGAUCACCCGUCGCAUGUCCAAGACCCGACAGGAGAAGCGCAGCAAGGUCAAGCCCUUCAUCAAGGUCAUCAACUACAACCACCUGAUGCCCACCCGAUACACCCUUGAGCUCGAGGGCAUCAAGGGCACCAUCUCCGCAGACACCUUCAAGGAGGUCAGCCAGCGAGAGGACGCCAAGAAGACUGUCAAGAAGGUUCUGGAGGAGCGAUACACCAGCGGCAAGAACCGAUGGUUCUUCACCCCUCUGAGAUUCUAAAUUAAAAAUCGUUUUCUCCAUCACGGUUUGGGAGUUGGCGGGAUGUAAAGAGCAUCGAUUGGUACUUUUAAGGAACCACGGUUUAUGGGGUCAAAUAUGAUGUUCAUUAUCAAAAUUAUUCACAUGUUUUUUCUUUAAUACGUGAAUGUUUCUCGUUGCCAGUGACGUGGGACUCGAAAAAAAAGCGAUAUUUUG